CACAUCGGUUUUGGCCGGGUCGGGUCGGUUUUUUAAACAUAGCUUUGGUAUGGUAGAGACAUUUUUGAGAGGAGCAUUUUCCGCCUUCCAGCUCAAUAUCUGAGAUUUCAUAAUCUCCAUCGCGGCACUUCUCUAGGUCGAUCAAUAGGCAGCAAUCCAGGCAAUUUGAUCGCAGCAAUCCAGGUGAUUUGAUCGCAGCAAUCCAGAUGUGGUCUGUAUUUGUCCUCUUCAACAAAUUUUCGGGACCAAAAGAGGAAAAGGUUCUAAAAUCAGAUGUGGACAAAUUGGAUUUGAUUGGGGACUUCCCUUUCAUUCAUUCUCCAAAUGAUACGUACUUAUCCCGAUCAUUUUCCAUCGAAGUCCCACACAUCAACCAACUGCAUACUUGGGAUUGUGGUCUUGCCUGUGUUGCAAUGGUUUUGAGAACUCUUGGCUUCGUUGAUUGUACUACUGGGGAACUAGAAGAGCUAUGUUGUACAAGAAGUGUUUGGACAGUUGAUCUGGCAUAUUUACUGCAGAAAUAUUCUGCUGAUUUUUACUAUUUUACAGUCACGUUAGGAGCUAACCCAAAUUUUAGUAUGGAGACAUUUUACAAGGAGCAAUUACCCUCUGAUCUCGUACGUGUCAAUAUGUUGUUUCGAAGGGCACGUGAAGCUGGCAUUAAUAUUGAGUGCAGGUCAAUUAGUGCUGAAGAGAUGUCCCUAUUAAUAUUAUCAAGAAACUAUAUUGCAAUUGCUUUAGUUGACCAAUUCAAGCUAAGUCAUUCUUGGCUGGAGGACCUUUGUGUUGCAAGCAUUUGCAAUGAUAGGCCUGGGUAUAUUGGUCACUAUGUUGUCAUUUGUGGCUAUGAUGAGGACACAGACACAUUUGAGAUCCGAGAUCCAGCAAGCUCACAGAAGCAUGAAAGAGUAAGUUCAAGGUGUCUUGAAGAGGCUCGCAAAUCCUUUGGCACUGAUGAGGAUCUACUAUUGAUACGUCUGACCAACGACAAUCCAAAUAGCCCCUAAGUAGUCUUAGCCUCACAUUGUUGCUGCUUUAGGUGUUGGUUGAUACAUUCAUGAUCCAUAAUUUGAUGGCCCCAAACCAUAUAUACCCGUAAAAACUCAGUCAUGUAUAGCUUUGUGGCGACCUCCAGCCUGAGGGUCGCUUGGGAAAAAAUGUACAUUACUAUAUUUAUUGCUUGGAUGAAUAAAAUGCAGUUCUUUUUUUAUCAUCAAUGAUGGAAAUCUUUUUUUCUAAUACAUGCGGG
This is a messenger RNA of Cuscuta epithymum, 1249 nucleotides long. Lineage: Eukaryota; Viridiplantae; Streptophyta; Magnoliopsida; Solanales; Convolvulaceae. The record is from the annotation of a GenBank genome assembly.